Molecule: messenger RNA, 1916 nt
Organism: Mangifera indica (mango)
Lineage: Eukaryota; Viridiplantae; Streptophyta; Magnoliopsida; Sapindales; Anacardiaceae
Product: beta-glucuronosyltransferase GlcAT14A-like
Exons: 4
Coding region: 148-1449 (433 amino acids)
Cellular component (GO): membrane
Molecular function (GO): glucuronosyltransferase activity
Source: RefSeq, a predicted model, not a curated record
UCUUCAGGUGUUCCGUGUUCGUUUAAUUUUCCCAGUCUUUCACGGAGUGUCUUCUCUUUGUCUUCUGCCUUGUCCUCCUCCUUCUUCUUCACCUACAAUAACCCCUCAAAAGGAACCAUUUGAAGCUCACCCUGAGCUGAACACAAAAUGAAGAAACUAAAGACUUAUUACAUGCAAAUACGACACAACAAUAUCCACCAAACGACAGUCGAAAGAAAAUGGAUUUUCCUUCUCGUAAUCGGCUCAACACUCUCUCUUUUCCUCCUCUUCCUCACCACUUUAACUUCACCGGACGGCACUCCGUUGUUGCCGUUUUAUCGUUCCAUUUCGUUUUCUGGCUCUUCGAUUUUUGUUGAAUCUAAGCUUCAGCCUAGUCCCAUUUUAACCCUCCCUCCCCCUCCUCGUUUUGCUUACAUGAUCUCCGGAUCCGCGGGCGACGGUAACAUGAUGAAACGCACCGUUUUGGCGCUGUACCAUCCGAAUAAUGUUUAUGUCCUUCAUUUGGAUAGGGCGUCGUCGGAUGCCGAGCGAUUACAUCUCAAGCAAUUUGUGGAUGAGCACCCUUUGUUUGUGCAAUUUGGGAAUGUUAAGGUGAUUGCUAAGGCCAAUCUUGUGACUUAUAGAGGGCCUACAAUGGUGGCCAAUACGUUACAUGGGGCAGCUAUUUUGUUGAGGGAAGGUGGAGAGUGGGAUUGGUUUAUUAAUCUCAGUGCGUCUGAUUAUCCGCUUGUGACUCAAGAUGAUCUGUUGCAUACAUUUUCGUAUUUGCCGAGGGAUCUGAAUUUCAUUGAUCAUACUAGUAAUAUUGGAUGGAAAGAGGUCCAGAGGGCGAAACCGAUAAUUAUUGAUCCAGGGUUGUAUAUGACAAAGAAAGCUGAUGUAUUUUGGGUUACACAGAAGAGGAGUGUACCAUCUGCAUUCAAACUCUUUACAGGUUCUGCUUGGAUGGCACUUUCUCGGCCUUUUAUUGAUUACUGCAUCUGGGGAUGGGACAACCUACCACGGACUGUGCUCAUGUACUAUUCAAAUUUCUUAUCAUCUCCAGAAGGUUACUUCCAUACUGUCAUUUGUAAUGCUCAAGAAUUCCGUAACACCACUGUCAACAGUGACCUCCAUUCCAUAUCAUGGGACAAUCCUCCUAAGCAGCAUCCACACUACCUUAACAUAGCUGACAUGAGAAGGAUGGUUGACAGCAAUGCCCCAUUUGCGCGGAAGUUCCCCCGUGAUGAUCCUGUGCUUGACAAAAUUGAUUCUGAGCUCUUGUCCAGAGGUCCAGGAAUGGCUACUCCUGGUGGUUGGUGUGUAGGAACUGGGGUAAAUGGGACAGAUCCGUGUUCUCUUAUUGGUAAUAUCACCAGCCUCAGGCCUGGCCCUGGAGCUAAACGGCUUGAAAAUUUGAUAAGCUCUCUGUUAUCAAGUGAGAAAUUCCAGCCAAGACAGUGCAAGUAACAAGAUCCCAAGUCUACUUUAGGAAGUGCUUCCCAUAUAUUUUGGGCUAGUGUAUAUCUGAAGAUGGAAAACAGAUAUGACAAGUAAUCAGUUUACCUUCUUGUAAGGGAAAUAGAAAUUAAGCAUGCAGAAAGUACAGGCAAUCUCUGGUUUAUACAGUUGGAUUGUAUAUACGGUCACACAAUAUAGAUGGAUUUGCCAGAAAGAUUUCAGCGACCCAGCUGGGAGUAUACUGUAUACAUGUAAGAUUCUGUAGAAGUGACUGAGCUUGUUAUUCUGUCUGAGCAUCCCACUGUAUUUGCCCUUUCAUUAAGUACAUGCAUUUGCCUUGAUCCAACACCAAGCUUGUUCAGGACUUUGAUUGAUGUAAUGGAGGAACAUCGUGGCUGAAAUCGUGUUAGGGAAAGAAAAUUCACUGAAAAUUUCAUAUAACAAAUGAAAAUUCUUAGUGCCUUGUGUAGUAAUAA